AUGCGAUUCCUCUUCCUCGAUGACGCUAUCUUGUGGUCACCACGGGGGGAUAUGACGCAUUCAGCCCUUGUUAAAAUGGUCAAACACCGUAACUACAAGUCAGAUUAUAUUGAAUAUGAUCUUGGUAUAUGGGGUGCAAGUUCAUAUAUCCCUCCUGGUUGGGGAGAUGAUCACCCGUUCUUGUCGCCGCUGGCGAGUGAGAAGGGCUUGAGGCUGAGUGUUCCGCUUUUUAUUGAAGUGGGUACAUCUGAGGUGCUUUAUGAUGAUAUUGUGCAAUUUGCGAAUAUGAUGAAGAAGAAUGGGACGGUGGUGGAGAUUCGUGAAGCUCCUAAUGGUGUUCAUGCGAAUUCUGGGAUUGCGAGUAAUUUGGGCAUGUCUGAGGUUGCUGUGGAGGGGCAUGUAUGCGCUGCAACGUUUAUUGCGAGAAUUUGGGAAGAACUUGAGUGA
This is a messenger RNA of Penicillium angulare, 447 nucleotides long. Its product is annotated as Alpha/Beta hydrolase protein. The transcript has a single exon. Bases 1 to 447 code for a protein of 148 amino acids. Lineage: Eukaryota; Fungi; Ascomycota; Eurotiomycetes; Eurotiales; Aspergillaceae. The record is from RefSeq and is a predicted model, not a curated record. Gene Ontology annotation, molecular function: hydrolase activity.